Messenger RNA from Pochonia chlamydosporia 170, 1662 nucleotides. RefSeq names its product maltose permease. The transcript has 4 exons. The coding region runs from base 1 to 1662 and encodes 553 amino acids. NCBI's taxonomy places the organism in Eukaryota, Fungi, Ascomycota, Sordariomycetes, Hypocreales, Clavicipitaceae. Gene Ontology annotation, cellular component: membrane. Gene Ontology annotation, biological process: carbohydrate transport; transmembrane transport. Gene Ontology annotation, molecular function: carbohydrate:proton symporter activity. The record is from RefSeq and is a predicted model, not a curated record.
AUGCCUGCCACAACUGCAGAUACGCUAGUGUCAGCCAAGGAUACAGACGCCUACGAUGUUGAGCAUGACGACCAAGUCGCCAGCGAGGCCGAGGCAGGGCCAUCGCGAGCUUUAGGCAUUGAUCAGACACGCGACAUCACGGAGGCAGAGCACGAACUGGGCUUCUGGAAAGCCAUCCAAAUGUAUCCAAAGGCGACUUUCUGGGCCAUGUUUUUCUGUAUUGCUGUCGUCAUGGCCGGAUUCGAUGCGCAGAUUAUCACUUCCUUCUACGCUCUGCCCGCUUUCCAGCGCAAAUAUGGUGAUAAGGUUGGUGAUCACUACGAGAUUGCCGCGCCUUGGCAGACAGGUCUCGGCAUGGGGAACCCCAUCGGCCAAGCCGUGGGCGCUCUCGCAAGUAGUUAUCCGCUGCAUUUGCUGGGCCGACGGAAAACACUUGCCAUCUGCUGCGUGUGGUCCAUUGGCUUUGUCUUUGUUCAAUUUUUCGCCACGUCUAUUGGCAUGCUCUGCGCUGGCGAGCUUUUGGGUGGCCUCGCCUACGGAUUCUACGUUGUCAUCGCCCCGACAUAUGCCUCUGAAAUAUGUCCCGUUACUCUGAGAGGCUUUCUUACAACGUCGGUCAACCUGGCUUUCGUUAUCGGACAGUUUAUUGCCCAGGGAUGCGCCGCUGGCGUAGAAACGCGCUUGGACGAAUGGGCUUACAAAAUACCUUUUGCCAUUCAAUGGGUGUGGCCAGUUGUGCUACUGGCAGGACUCCCCUUUGCACCGGAAAGCCCAUAUUGGCUCGUUCGUCGUGGCCAAAGAGACGAAGCCCGUAAAGCUUUGCUCAAGCUCACUUCUAGCAAAAACCGUCCCGAUAUUGAAAAGCUCCUAGUGGGAAUAGAACAAACUGACUUACUUGAACAACAAUAUGAAACCGAAACAACCUACUAUGAUUGUUUCAAAGGCGUCAGCCUUGUGCGUACUGAGAUCUCUGUCAUGGUUUACCUGAUCCAGGUCAUUGGAGGAAAUCCGUUAAUUGGCUAUGCAAACUACUUUUUCGAGCAAGCGGGAUUGAGCUCCUCCGAUGCGUUUAAUAUGGGUGUGGGUAAUACGGCCCUUGGAUUUGUUGGUACUGUUAUUUCUUGGCCGUUGAUGAAUUAUUUCAAACUGGGCCGCAGAACUAUUUACACCUCCGGAAUGAUAGUCAUGACUAUACUACUUUUCGUCAUUGGCUUUUUGAGCAUACCGAAAGACAACAAAGGCGCUAUAUGGGCCAUGGCAUCCCUGAUGGAUCUUUGGACAUUUGUGUACCAAAUGACGGUUGGACCAAUUUGCUUCGUCGUCAUAUCGGAGAUUUCGGCCACGCGAUUGCGUGAGCGCACCAUUGCCAUCGCCACAGCUGUCCAGGCGUGCGCAAGUAUUGUAUUCACCGUCGCCAUGCCAUACAUGCUGAACUCGAACGAGGCGAACUGGGGCGGCAAAGCUGGAUUCCUUUUCGGAGCCAUCAGCAUUGUUUGCCUUGUUUGGUGUUACUUUCGCCUCCCCGAGAGUCGGAACAGAACAUACGAGGAACUGGACAUCCUCUUUCAGCGCAGAAUUCCGGCUCGCCAGUUCAAGGACUAUGAUCUAUUGGCGGAAGCUGACGCAGCCCGCGAUCGCACCGGCCCGGCUGAUCCAAAUUGA